AUGUACGCCGCCUACGAGCCCAUCGAGGAGCCCGGCGCGCGGCGGCGGAACCCGCUGAAGGUCGCCCUGGGCACGGGCGCCGUCGUCGCCCUCGUCGCCUUCGCGAGCCUGAGCAGCGGCGGCAGGGGCGCGUCCGACGCGCUCGUCGAGGAGAAGACCAAGGCGUCGAAGGCGACGUCCGGCGCGCCCGACGAGUCGCCGCUGACCAUGAAGCUGCGCGACGACUACGUCGACACCUACGGCAAGCCCGGGGCGCUCUACUCCUGGAUCAACGACUACGACGCCAUCGCCGAGCCCCACCGGUGGACGAAUUUGGUGGCGGAGUGCUCGAUUUGCACGAACGACACGAACGCGACGGCGGGCUGGGCGAACUACACCUACAAGUGGGCCUUCGACAACGGCGACGUCGUCCACGGCGAGUCCAUCCGGCGCAAGUUUACGAUAUUGCGCGAGUACCCCGUGUCGCUCACGGCCUACAUGUCGGGCCACGAGGUCGGCACGUACAACGGGCGGAUCCUCGCGCGCUACAUCCGGCGCGAGAUCCGCCAGCUCACGUCCGGCGACCGCAACCUGUGGCUCAACACGAUGAAGACGCUCUGGGACGUGAAGACGGCCGAGGGCGUCGAGCUCUACGGGCCGUCCUACAUGGACAUCACGGACCUGACGACGUACCACGUGGCGCUGUCGUCGGACAUGACGUGCGACCACAUGCACGACGGUUUAGGGUUCAUGACCCAGCAUCUCGGUUUAACCCUCAUGUUCGAGCAGGCCAUGCAGGCCGUGGACCCCCGCGUGUCGCUGCCCUACUGGGACUUCACGAUCGACCGGUGGCACCUCGACACGGGCAACCUGACGUCGCUCUGGCAGUCGCCCAUCUUCCGGGCCGACGUGCUCGGCAACGUCAACCGGGACACGCUUACCAUCCAGGAGGGCCGCUGGAAGGGCAUCAAGAUCGCCGACAACCAGUGGAGCGGCACGCACAACUCGUACGGCUACAUGCGCGCGCCCUGGAACAACAACCCGCAGCCGCACCUCACGCGCGUGCCGGACAUGUGCGGCUACACGGGCACGACGAUCCCGUCCUGCGUCGAGCACUACUUUUUGCUCACGUCGGACACGUGGUACGACUUCGCGUGGAUCAUGCCCUACGACCCGCACGGCACGGUGCACGAGGUCAUCGGCGGCACGUUCCACUGCAACGAGACGACGCACGACAUCGAGACCUACAUCCACAACAACAUCCAGUGCAACUACCCCCAGUCCCAGUGCGACGAGGAGGUCGAGACCUUCAUGGCCUUCCUCCGGUCGAACGCGUUCGUGACGCUCAAGGACAUGUACCGCGCGGGCCAGCUCAGCCUGCCCGACUACUGCUCCGUGGACACGCCCUUCAGCGAGUGCCACGCGACCUGCGACUCCUACUCGGACAUCGACACCUACUGGGAGACCAUGUUCGCGUGGUGGGAGGACGUCGACGACUUCGACUGGCUCACGGACACGCUCAAGAUGGGCGUCGUCGACAUGAUGUGCGACGGCGGCAUCGGCGCCGACGGCGACCAGCUCGAGUCCGGGAGCCCCAUGGACCCGUCCUUCUGGUCCAUCCACCCGACCAUGGAGCGCAUCUUCGUCUUCAAGAAGAUCUCGAAUACCUUCGAGGACGAGGACUGGCCCGAGCACGGCGCCGCGUCCGUGACGAACUGCACGGGCCACCAGAAGACGUCCACCGUGCCCUUCAAGUUCUCCCUGAAGAACGGCGACGACAAGGGCAACGCCUUCGACGAGACGCUGCUGACGAACGAGGAGGUCUACGAUUUGCUGGACCCGUCGACGUCCGACAUGCCCUACAUCUACCAGGACUUCGCGUGGAAGCACUGCGAGUGGUACGGCUACAACUUCGCCGACCUCCUCGACAACUACGUCGGCACGGCGGGGAACACGGGCCAGUCCCACCUCGCGGAGAAGAAGGGCAAGAAGCCGGCCAAGGGCAACAAGCACCCGUCGCAACGAGGGCGCCGCUGGCUCUACGGCGUCGACGCGGAGGACGCCUAG
Molecule: messenger RNA, 2046 nt
Organism: Aureococcus anophagefferens
Lineage: Eukaryota; Pelagophyceae; Pelagomonadales; Pelagomonadaceae
Exons: 1
Coding region: 1-2046 (681 amino acids)
Molecular function (GO): oxidoreductase activity
Source: RefSeq, a predicted model, not a curated record